Spodoptera exigua (beet armyworm) is the source of this 3257-nucleotide messenger RNA. NCBI's taxonomy places the organism in Eukaryota, Metazoa, Arthropoda, Insecta, Lepidoptera, Noctuidae. The record is from the annotation of a GenBank genome assembly.
AACCAACAGUGCUCCACCAGUCAGUCGCUUGAUCGCAUCCGCAUCACUAUUCCUCGUCCGGUCUGACAAUAUGGCGGAAUUUCUUAUCAGCAAAGCAGUGAAUUUGUAAAAUAUUUGACGAAAAUAGCAAUUUAUAAAUAGAAUUUAAAACAAGAACAGAUUAUAUUAAGUAGAAAGGACCUAUUUAGCACCGAUUCUUGUCUUGAACUGUUUACAUUGGUUACAAAAAUAACCGCGUACCGAAAUAUUUAAUUGAACAUCUGACAAUAAUAAUAAACAUGAGCAUUAUGUUUGAAAAGCAUUUAGUACGAUAAUUUGCGUAGAUAAUUACGUCACGGCGGCCUCAUGUGUCGGGAUUACCGUUUGUGCAUCGUGAAGAUACGCAGUGAAGGUCCAUAAUGAUUCACGAGGUUAAUUGAGGUUUUACUUCAAUAAUACGUAAUUGGUCCGUAAGCGUUACGCGAUAAGUGUGUGUAGUUUCGCCUUCAUCGGGCGUUGACUCGUCUCGCAGGAAUCCGGUAGAAACGCGAGUGACUAAUUGAUGAAAUGAUUGAGAGUGUAUCAAGACGUGCCUUUAGUAGUUCCAGUGGAACUUACAACGUGCGUGCAUCGGAGCUGGCGCGCGAACGCAAGCUCAACAUCUUCAAUGUCACUGUGCAGUUUCUGGACGACACCCAACAAUCAUUUCAAAUUGAGAAAAAGGCUAAAGGCAGUGUUCUUCUAGAGCAAGUUUAUCAACACUUGGAACUAGUAGAAAAGGACUAUUUUGGGUUACAAUUUACCGAGAAUGGAUCACCUCCCAACUCCACAAACUCAGAAAUAACACGUUGGCUGGACAGUACGAAAUCGGUAAAGAAACAAGUUGGUGCAAACGCUCAAUUCUGGUUGGCUGUGCGUUUCUACCCGCCGGAGCCGUCACGAUUGGCUGAAGAGUAUACAAGAUACCUAUUGUGCCUUCAACUGAGGAAGUUGCUGCUUGAUGGAAGAAUGAAUGCCCCGAAAAACACCGCCUUAUUACUAGCUUCGUUCACUGUACAAGCGGAGUUAGGUGACUAUAACGUUUCGGAGCAUCCACCAAACUAUCUAUCCGAGCUCUGUCUCCUGCCGAAACAAAACGCGGAGGACGAGCGCCGUAUCAGAGAACUACACAAGUUACACAAAGGACAGUCCCCGGCGGAUGCUGAAGCGAAUUUCCUGGAACACGCCAAGCGAUUAGACUGUUACGGAGUUGAAUCGCAUCCUGCCAAGGAUUACAACGGCAAGGAUAUAUUCAUCGGGGUCACAUCUAUAGGAAUAGUUGUGUUCCAGAAUAAUAUACGAGUCAAUACAUUCUCUUGGAGCAAAAUCGUUAAGAUUUCCUUCAAGAAGAAACAGUUCUUCAUACAACUGAAGCGGGAGCCUUCAGAAUCAUACGACACAGUCCUCGGUUUCAACAUGCGGUCUAGUCGAGCGGCUAAAGCGCUGUGGCGCUGCAGUGUGGAGAGGCACGGUUUCUUCAGACUUCGGGCACCGAGGAGACGAGCGCUGUUAGCAGCGCUGGGAGCGCUGGCCGGGUUAGCUGCACCAACUGUACCUAGAACUGAGACAAUGGCUUUAGAAGACGCGAGACGAUCGAGAUCGACGAAUAGGAGUUUUGUUAGACGUAGCAGUUCCCGUCCCCGCGAGCGUUCAGUAGGCAUGUCUCCAGCAAGCGGUAUGCGUGGAUCCCGCGUCACUGCGCACUGUGAGCCCGCGCCCCGCCCCGCAUGGGGGGACCUCGACAGACCUAGCUCCGAUAUCAUCGAAGGCGACUUCUUAGAGCGAGUCCUCCGUAUGCCCCUGUCCUACGUGGACGAAUCGGAGUCAGGCUCAGAAGGGGCGGAGUCGGCGGAGUGUGGGGGAGUCAGAGUGCGGUUGGAAGCAGGAUCUGACGGACUGUUCGGGUUCAAUGUCCGGGGAGGGGGGGCUGCCCCUGUACUCGUAUCGAGAGUUGCUAGUCGGACUAGAUUGCAGUUGCAAGAAGGGGAUCAGGUAAUUUCUAUAAAUGGGACAGAUGUAGAUGAACUGACACACGAACAAGUCGUACAGCUGAUUAGAAACACGAGGGGUGUUCUGACACUUGUCGUCAAACCAAAUGCUGUCUACGCGCCCGAAGACCCAGGCGCAGAAGAACCAGAAGCAUGCUUUGUCCCUCUCUUCUCAGAAGGCGACUCUAGACCAGAAGGGGACGCUCUAGAACAAUCCAUUUUGUUGCUAGGCGACGGCCUUGCCAGUGGGAAUGCUCUCAAACAAUACGAGACUUUACUGAGAAGGCUACCUGACGAACCAACGAACAUAUCAAAGCUGCCCUGCAAUCUGAACAAGAACCGGUAUAGGGAUAUUGCGCCUUAUGAUUCAACGCGAGUGAUAUUGAAAAACGGACCAACAGGCGACUACAUCAAUGCGUCGUAUAUCAAUAUGGAAAUCCCGAACUCCGACACAGUGCUUACGUACAUAGCAACGCAAGGUCCUCUGUCGACAACAGUAGGUGACUUCUGGCAAAUGGUGUGGGAAUCAGAGAGCAGUCUUAUAGUAAUGUUGACCGUACUGACGGAGCGAGGCCGAGCCAAGUGCCACCAAUAUUGGCCCAAAGUUGGCACCACUCCGUUGAAGGCUACCAACGAUCUCACGAUAUUCACCAACAGUGAACAGAACCACGGUCAUUAUAUUAGGAGAGAGAUGACUAUAAAGGAGAGUACCGGCGCGAGUCGUGCAGUGUGCCAGUUGCAGUACACGGCGUGGCCCGACCACGGCGUGCCCGACGACGCCGCCGCAUUCAUCAGCUUCACCCAGCUCUGCUCGCAGCUACGGAACCGGCGGCCCAUGAUACCUACAGUUGUAGAUCCCGAAGAGGGUGAAGAAGAGCGUGAAUUGGACCCACCAAUGAUAGUGCAUUGUUCCGCCGGCGUCGGUCGUACGGGCGCGCUCGUACUCUGCGAGGUCGCGCUCGCACUGGCCGCUAGAGGGCAGCCCUUGUACCCUUUGGAUCUUGUCCGGGCCAUGAGGGCGCAACGACCUAUGUGUAUACAGAAUGCGAGUCAGUACAAGUUCGUAUGUGAAAGCAUACAGACUGCGUACACGCAAGGACUGACGAAGUCAUCUUCAGACAACGGAUCGAACUGAUAGUAAGCUAACUCCCUUGCCAAUUAUUUAUUGUACAGUCGAUUAUAACCUGACUGAUUGUAUUAAGGUAUGUUUGUGUUCAUUAGUAUACGCUAAAUCUUAAAUUUAGACCUUAA